Pleurotus ostreatus (oyster mushroom) is the source of this 351-nucleotide messenger RNA. RefSeq lists its product as uncharacterized. The coding region runs from base 1 to 351 and encodes 116 amino acids. NCBI's taxonomy places the organism in Eukaryota, Fungi, Basidiomycota, Agaricomycetes, Agaricales, Pleurotaceae. The transcript has 2 exons. The record is from RefSeq and is a predicted model, not a curated record.
AUGUCUGACGAACGCGAUACUGCUGACUUCAUCAAGUCGCUCUUUCGAGUGUCUGGGCUUGAUGAACCUGAUCUCGAGGAGGGUGAGGACUGGAUGACGUACAGCAGCGGCAGAAAUAUACUUUCCGUCGUCUACGCGACUGGGUUGUGUGUCAAUGCGCAGACACUCAACGAAGACGAUGCCUUCCUCCUUCGCAACGCGGAUAAAGAUGAACAGAACGAUGUCAGCGAAGAGGAAUGCUACGGGGAUCUCUCCGCGUUGUUUGCUGGCGAAGCAGACUCCAAAGAGGUCGAUGUGGCUCAGGAGGAAGGGCAGAAGCCCGCCUUCCAAUCUUGGUGCAUCAUUGCUUGA